Molecule: messenger RNA, 354 nt
Organism: Penicillium hordei
Lineage: Eukaryota; Fungi; Ascomycota; Eurotiomycetes; Eurotiales; Aspergillaceae
Exons: 3
Coding region: 1-354 (117 amino acids)
Source: RefSeq, a predicted model, not a curated record
AUGUCUGCCAGACCCCAGAAGCCAGUCUAUUUCUCCAACGGGGAGGCUCUCCAGAGCCCCCCGUUCAACGUGCGUCUCACCCGCUUUGUCGAGAGCGUUUACUUCUUCCUCGGCCUGUACUUCACUACCCUCUUAUCGCUCGACUCAUACGCCGCCGCUGAGAACUCCUCUUUUAACGUCAAGAAUCAGAGCAAUAAGUAUACUACUCGCUCUCGCUGGGGAGGCAGCACAACCUCAUACGGUGGGGGUGGUGGAGGAGGUGGAGGAGGUGGCGGCGGUGGUCCGGGAUUCGGUCCGCGACGCCUGGGACGUGUGGAUGAUGUUCGUGGGCCGGAGUGCAAGAGCUGUCAAUAA